This is a messenger RNA of Austrofundulus limnaeus, 14715 nucleotides long. RefSeq names its product desmoplakin. Gene Ontology annotation, molecular function: structural molecule activity. Gene Ontology annotation, biological process: skin development; cell-cell adhesion; wound healing. Gene Ontology annotation, cellular component: cytoplasm; intermediate filament; plasma membrane. The record is from RefSeq and is a predicted model, not a curated record. NCBI's taxonomy places the organism in Eukaryota, Metazoa, Chordata, Actinopteri, Cyprinodontiformes, Rivulidae.
CGUCUGAUUGAGACGGCUCCCUGGGGAGACGAUCCUGCCACCAUCGAGCAGCAGCUGGUGAGCCACCGGAAGUUUCAGAGCUCCAUCAUCUCGGCRCCGGAGGUGGACCGGGCUCGAGACGAAAUGUUGAAGAUGGGAGACAAAGCGAACGCUAACGCUCUGGGCCAGGCRUGGGACAGCCUUCAGCAAAUGGCGUGCGACCGGUCCACUCAGCUGCGAGACCUCCAGCAUAUCCUCGAGGAGAUCUCGAAUGAGAUAAUGUGGGUGAACGACAGAGAGGAGGAGGAGCUGAUGUUCGACUGGGGGGACAAAAACAUCGACCAGUACAUCCCCAAGAAGCAGGAGAGCUACUCUAAACUGAUGAGAGAUCUGGAGGACAAGGAGAAGGAACUGAACAAACUGAAAACCAAAGUGGACAUCCUUCUGAAACAUAACCACCCGGCCUCUGAAAAAAUUGAGGCUUACAGGGACACUCUGCAGACUCAGUGGAGCUGGCUUCUUCAAAUUACAAAGUGCAUCGACAUACACCUGAAGGAGAACGCGGCUUACAGCCAGUUCUUCAAAGAGGUCAACGACACAAACAAGUCUUUGAAAAAAGUACACGAAAUUGUAUUAAAGAAGUUCAAAUGCGACAAGAACACAACGCUUGAGGAACUGAAGGAAAGCCUUAAAGACAUGGAGGUGGAAAAGGAGAAGAUCCUGGAUCACAAGCUGCAGGUGCAACAUUUGGUCAACAUGUCGAAGAACAUCGUGAGGCUGAAACCCAGAAACCCAGAGGAGAAGGCCAACGGCAUCAUCGUCAAGGCUCUGUGCGACUUCAAACAAGACCAGAAGGUGAUCUGUAAAGGCAACGAGGCCAUCUUAAAGGACAACAGCCAGCGCAGUAAGUGGCUCGUAGUGGGUCCGGGAGGCAUGGAUAUGUUGGUGCCCUCCGUGUGYCUGAUUGUGCCACCCCCUAAUCCGCUCAGCGUCAAUUUUGCCACCAAGAACGAGAUGUAUUACGAGUCCAUCCUGGCCAUCUGGAGUCAGAUGUACAUCAAUAUCAAGAGUCUCAUUGCCUGGAACUACUGCCUGAUGGAUAUACAAUACAUCAACUCCCUCACCUUGACCAUGUUGUCCAAGAUGCGUCCCGACGAGUAUCGACAAAUCCUCAAAAACCUGGAGACUCACUUCGAAGAGUUCAAACAGACCAGUCAAGGAUCUCAGAUGUUUGGCGUUGAUGAGAUGAAGAGCAUCGAAAACCAGUUUGUCGGAGCACAAGCCCAUUAUGACAAACUGGUGGUGGAGCUUCCUACGUAUGGUUCUUCUCAUGAGGAAAUUGAAGUAGAGGAAACUAUCGACGUAGAACAACAACAACAACAGCAACAACAACAACUGAUAUAUUUGCAGCAACAAGCUGUCGAGCAACAGCCCCAGCAGCACCURAUUAUAUUACAGCCACCACCUGAGCAACAGCACCUGUUUAUAUUACAGCAGCAGCAGCAACAAGCUGCUGCAGAAGAAGCCAUGAGGCUGAACGAGGUAAGGAGACUGAGAGAGGAAAGGAGGCUGAGAGAGGAAGAGGAAAGGAGGCUGAGAGAGGAAGAGGAAAGGAGGCUGAGAGAGGAAGAGGAAAGGAGGCUAAGAGAGGAAGAAGAAAGAAGGCUGGAAGAGGAAAGGCGGCGAGUGGAGCUUAAAAAACAGGAAAUGAAGAAAAAAGAAGCAAAGAAAGARGUGAUACUGAAAGAGGUGCCGAUCAAGAAAGAAAUGAUGGUAAACAUCAAGACCGAGCAGCGAAGGAAGUCGUCCUCCUCGUCUCUGUCCUCUUCCUCGUCUCAUCUCUUGUCAGAGCUUCAUACUCUCAGACUGAGGAUGGAGGCAGCAGAGGGUACUCUGAGUCAGUACGUUCACAUCUGCUUCGGAGACGACGGCGCCCGAGACUGUGGCCUGAAGAUCACCCAGCUGGAGUCGGUGCAACGUGACGUCGACUUGAUGCGUGUAGAUUAUCUACAUUUAAGGGAGCGCAUUUCGAAGGUUUUGGACAGCAUGAGCGAUUCAGACAAAGCCCAGUUCCUACGCAACGAGAUUGGCGUAAUCAACCAGAGACUGGGGGGUCUGGAAAGCAGCUCAUCGGCUUACGUUCAACGGCUUCGAGCUCUAAGGGACAUGCUGGAGAGCAUAGCUCGAGCUGAGGACAUUGUGAAAGUUCACGAGGCAAGACUGACCGAAAAAGAGACCACUUCUCUGUCUCCAGCUGAAGUCAACGAAUACAUGGCGACCCUUAAGACCAUCAAAUCAGAGCUGGAUCAGAGGAAAGAUGUUCUGAUCUCCAUGGAGUCCGAGCUGUCAAAGGCRAACCACUGGAACAGCCAGGUGGGCGGCUCCACCCACAGGUGUGACUUGAUGCUGUCGAAAUACACCGAACAGGUGGGCUUGCUGUCCAACCGCUGGAGACGAAUCCACGACCAGAUCGACACCAGACUACAGGACCUGCAGUUGUACGUGCCUCAGCUGCAACAUUACAAGCAAACCAGCACCUCGCUCACCGAAUGGAUCGAUAAGACUCGGAAAAAACAGGACACCCUGCAGGCCACCAAGAUAGACAAUGUCCAAGCUCUGAAAGACCACAUUGGCAAUCAAAAGGCUCUGAACACCGAAAUCAAAGCAAAGAGGGAGACGGUAGAAAGUGUGCUGAGAGACAAUGAGACAUGCGUAAAUGCCAUCAAGGACUAUGAAACCGACCUUGCCUCUUACACCUCUGGCUUAGAAACUUUACUUAACAUCCCCAUCAAGAGAACGAUGCUGAGGUCCCCAUCAAUGGAUCUUAACCAAGAGGCUACACUACUGCAGACUCGCUACAUGGAGUUGUUCACGCUCUCUGACGACUACUACAAGUUCUUGGGCCAGUUGCUCAAAAACAUGGAGGAGCUCAAGAUGCGCAACACCCAGAUUGACCUGCUCGAAGAGGAACUUCGCCUGCUGAAAGACGACAUGCAGGACCGCAACGCCAAAAACAAAUCACUGGAAGACGCUCUCGCUCGGUACCAGCUGGAGCUGUCCCAGUCCAAGGACCAGCUGCUGUCACUGGAAGAGGUGAAGCAGAGCACGGUGAUGCAGUGCAGCGCCACCAAGGACAGCCUGAACUCCACUCAGAGUCAGCUGGCGGACCUCAACGACGAGGUGGCGCGUCUCAAGUACCUUCUGGGGGAAGAAAAACGGAAGACAAAGCUGGCAGAAGAGCGCUACACAAAGCAGCAAGAAGAGUAUGAGUUGGUGCUGAGGAAGAGGCAGACGGAGCUGGAGACAGUCAGCUGGUCCAAGGUGGAGGUGGAGAAGACUGUGACAAGUAAGGAGCUUGAGAUUGAGCAGCUGCGGCGGCAGCUGAAUGAGGAGACAGCAAGGGUCAUGGAGCUACAGAAAGAUAUUUCAAAGGUAAGGAGUCAUUUCAGUAAGGAGAUCAAUAACUUAAAGCUCAGCUACGAAUCCCACAUCCAGAGCAGUCGCACAGAUAUUCAGAGGCUGGCAACACAGAGGGAUGAUGAUAUAGCUGAGCUCCAGCUGCAGUAUGACAGGAUGGAGGCAGAGAGGAGGAGUCUGGAGGAAGAACUCAGGAGGCUCAGGAUUUCCAUCAAACAGACUGAGGACCUCAAGAAAAAGGCCGAGGAUGAGGCUUGCAGUCAGCGGGCCUUGCUCAUAGAAGAAGGACGCAGGAGGAGAGAAAUGGAAAGUCAAAUGGAGUUACUGAUAAGUCAGAGGGAUGAGGAAAUCAACCAGUACAGAGAGGAGCUAACAGAAGUCAUGAAGACCCUGCAAGAGAGAAGUGACCAACUAAUUUAUGUUAAUCACAGUUUAGAGGAGGAGACCCGCAGGAGAGAAAUCACAGAGGAAGGGCAGGCCGUGCUUGAGCAGUCUUUAGCAGCGGUGCAGGUGAAACUAACCAACUCCUCAGUGGCUGCAACCCAGCUGAAAGAGUACGAGGUGGAUCUCCAGCAGGCACAUCUACAGCUGGAAAGAGAAGGCAAAGAGCGGUACAGAGUAGAGCAAAACCUGUGCAGGUUACAGGGACGGGUCAAAGACCUGCAGGCUGUGAGGGAUAGUCUCGAGAGUCAGGUGGAGAAUCUGAGGCAGACUCACCAAGAGGAGGUGAGCAGGAGAAUACAGGUGGAGACAGAGCUGGAAAAGACCAACGUGACUGUAAAAGAAUACACAAGUACCAUCGCCCAGCUGCGCCAGAACCAGGAACAAGUCAGCACGUCAGCGAAGAGACGGGAAGAGGAGCAUCUUAAAUUGAAGGAAGAGCUUGAGAAAAGCUUAAAACAAAACCAGAAUAAUGCAGAGCUGAACACUCAGCUGAGUGUCGAACUGAACACACUGAAGCAGCAACUUCUGCAGGAGCAGGUCCGAGUCAAAGAGGCAACUCUCAGAAACGAGGGUCUUUACAAGACUGUUGAAGAGAAGAGUACGGCACUUAACAAGAACACUGCUGAACUCCAGAAGCUGAAGGAAAUGGUAGAAAAACAAACCAAAGAAAGGUUGAGGCUGGAGGAAGAUCUGAAGACAGCGCAACAAGACAAAGAAGAACUCCUUAGAUCCAAAAAGGGACUGGAUGACGAGCUCUCCUCUCAGAUUACCGCCUUGGAACUGCAGCUGCAAGCCAGCCAGCACAGCAAUGUAGACCACCGCAACCUGGUCACAGAACUCUCCUCUGAGCGCGAGAAACUGAAGCUGGAGGCAGAGAAAAUACAAAAGCAGGUCACAGAGACAAAAACAAUGAUGCACUCCCUUCAAUCCCAGUACAGUGAAAUUGUAACCGAGAGAGAUGCUCUCUUGCUGAAACUGCAGCGGUUGGAAAUGGACAGAGAACAACUCCAAAGACUAGAGGAAGAACUCAGUCGCGUAAAAUUGUCUCUGGAUUCUGAGCUUCGCAACAAGCAACGUUUCCAAGAGGAAAGCGAGAGGGUGAAGAGGGAUUUGAGUUACUGGAAGGACCAAUGUGACGGAAAACAAAGCAUGAUCAGRCAAUAUGAUACGGACAAGGAUAUUCUUGAGCGGGAAAAGAAAUCCUUGAAGAGUGAGAUAGAGAGGCUAAUGAGGGAACUCAGGGAGCUUGAGGAGAAGUAUAAAAGUAAACUGUUAAUCCUUCAGAAAGAGCARAAAGAAACAAUGAUUGUUAAACAAACCAAGGAGACUGAGCUGAAGAGUACCAGGGAGCCCCCAGCCCCCGAUGCUUCCUUCAUAAUAUUUGAUGGAGUCCGCAAGCCAGUCACAGCAAAGCAAUUACUCGAAUGCAGAGUUUUGGACAAACCAACAUUCGACCAGCUUUCAAAGGGACAUAAGACCGUUCCUGAGGUUUCCACUGAAAAAAGAGUCCCUCUAAAAGGAACAGGCCCAAUAGCUGGGGUGAUAAUUGAAGGUCCUAAAACCCCAGGGUCCAGCAGUAGACCUGUUUGUAAAAUGACAUUCACRGAGGCCAAGAAAGAAAACCUCCUUCCACCUGAUAGUGUUGACUUGCUUCUAGAUGCCCAAGCUGCUACAGGCCACAUCAUUGAUCCCAGAACUAGCCAGAAGUUGACAGUUGAAGAAGCGUGCAAUCAAGGAGUUGUUGAUGAUGAAGACAAAGAGAGAUUGCUAGCAGCGGAAGCAGCAGCUGUAGGAUACAGUGGACCUGGCACAAACAAACCACUCUCAGUGUUUCAAGCCAUGAAGAAGGGACUCAUUGACAAGAACACAACUCUGCGUCUAUUACAAGCACAGGAGUCUGUGGGUGGGGUCUUAGAUCCUGUGUUCAGUGUGUUCCUUCCCAGAGACUCAGCCACUGAGCGUAGUUUAAUUGAUGAUAACAUCUGCUAUGCUUUGAAUCAGAGGCCUGAGCUCUAUCUAGACCCAGAAACUGAGGAAGGGGUGACUUACAUGUCAAUGAAAAGGAAAUGUAAGAUUGAGCCACAUACAGGCCUUCUGCUUCUUCCUAUUCCUGAAAAGGUGGAUCCCUCUGAACUCGUUUUUGAUGGUGUUCGGAAACCUGUCACUGCCAAACAGCUGCUAGACUGCGGCGUCCUUGAAAAGCCAACAUUUAAAGAUCURGAAAAUGGAAAGAAAACUGUUCCUGAGGUGUCGGUCGACAAAAACAUCAAUCUGAAAGGCACUGGGCCCAUUGCUGGUGUUAUAGUAGGAAAGCAAGGUAAAAUGUCUUUAGCUGAAGCCAAGAAACAAAUGCUAAUGCCUGAAGAAAGUGCAGAUUUGCUACUAGAGGCUCAGGCUGCCACAGGUCACAUCAUUGAYCCCAAAGCCAACCAGAAACUGAUCGUAGAUGAAGCCUGUGCCAAAGGUGUGGUGGACAUUAAUGAUCGGGAUAGACUACUUGAGGCAGAGGCUGCAGCAAUUGGCUACAAGGACCCUAACGUAGCCAAGCCUACCUCAGUGUUUCAGGCAAUGAAGAAAAGAAUUAUUGAUGAGGAAACUGGGUUGCGCCUGCUUCAAGCACAGAAAUCGGUUGGAGGAAUUCUWGAUCCAAAUCUGAGUGUAUUUCUUCCUGAAGACACGGCAAUGAAGCGCAAUCUUUUAGAUAAAAAUAUCAGCAAAGCUUUAAGUCAGAACCCAGAAUGUUACAUCGACCCAGACACAGAGAAAAAUGCCAGUUAUGGAGAUUUGAAGAAAAAAUGCAAAAUUGAACCUCAUACUGGUUUGCUACUUCUACCCAUCGCUGAAAAGUUGGAUCCCUCCAAACUAAUCUUUGAUGGUGUAAGAAAGCCUGUCACAGCAAAGCAAUUACUUGACUGUGACGUCAUCGACAAACCAACAUUUAAUCAACUGAUAAAAGGGGAGAAAACUGUCCCAGAGGUGUCUGUGGAUAAAAAGAUUCCUUUAAAAGGAACUGGAUCAAUUGCUGGACUGGUGGUUGGACCUUUAGGAAAACUGUCUUUAUCAGAUGCCAAGAAACAGAUGCUGGUGUCUCCAGAAAGUGCAGAUAAACUGCUAGAAGCUCAGGCUGCCACUGGUCACAUCAUUGACCCCACAUCCAAUAAGAAACUGACUGUAGAUGAAGCAUGUGCCAAGGGAGUGGUGGAAAAAUGUGACAAAGACAAACUUUUAGCAGCUGAAGCUGCUGCUGUUGGUUAUCCAGACCCUYGCACUGGUAAAAAGCUAUCAGUGUUUGAAGCAAUGAAGAAGGGAAUAGUUGACAAAAAGACCUGUGUCAGUUUGCUACAGGCCCAAGAGUCUGCUGGAGGUAUUCUAGAUCCAAAUCUCAGUGUUUUCCUCCCAAGAGACACUGCUAUCAAACGUAACCUUUUGGACCGAGACAUCUGUCGUGAAUUGGACAAGAAUCCUGAGUGUUACCUCGAUCCAGACACUGAUCGUGACGCAAACUAUGAAACRUUGAAGAAAAAGUGCAAAACAGAGCCUCACACAGGUCUGCUACUUUUGCCUAUUGCUGAAGGGAAAGAUCCUUCCAAAUUAUUGUUUGAUGGUGUUCGCAAACCAGUUUCUGCAAAGGAUUUGCUGGAAUGUGAUGUUCUUGACAAACCRACUUUCAACCAGUUAAUUAGAGGACAGAAAACUCUUCCAGAAGUGUCUGAAGAUAAAAAGACCCCAUUAAAGGGAAAAGGAUCAAUUGCAGGACUAGCUGCUGGACCUUCAGGCAAAUUGCCCUUCUCAGAUGCCAAGAAACAGAUGCUGGUGUCUCCAGAAAGUGCAGAUAAACUGCUAGAAGCUCAGGCUGCCACUGGUCACAUUAUUGACCCCACAUCCAAUAAAAAACUAACUGUAGAAGAAGCAUGCGCAAAGGGAGUGGUGGAUAAAUGUGACAAAGACAAACUUUUGGCAGCUGAAGCUGCUGCUGUUGGUGCUAUCAAACGUAACCUUUUGGAUCAAGACAUCUGUCGUGAACUGGACAAGAAUCCUGAGUGUUACGUCGAUCCAGACACUGAUCAUGACGCAAACUAUGAAACAUUGAAGAAAAAAUGUAAAACAGAGCCUCACACAGGUCUGCUACUUUUGCCUAUUGCUGAAGGGAAAGAUCCUUCCAAAUUGAUGUUUGAUGGUGUUCGCAAACCAGUUUCUGCAAARGAUUUGCUGGAAUGUGAUGUUCUUGACAAACCAACUUUCAACCAGUUGAUUAAAGGACAGAAGACUGAGAAAGAUGUGUCUGUCGAUAAAAAGAUCAUUCUAAAAGGCACGGGAUCAAUUGCCGGAGUGGCAGCUGGACCUUCAGGAAAACUGUCCCUAUCAGAUGCCAAGAAAAAGAUGCUGGUGUCUCCAGAAAGUGCAGAUAAACUGCUAGAAGCUCAGGCUGCCACUGGUCACAUCAUUGACCCCACGUCCAAUAUGAAACUGACUGUAGAAGAAGCAUGUGCAAAGGGAGUGGUGGAUAAAUGUGACAAAGACAAACUUUUGGCAGCUGAAGCUGCUGCUGUUGGUUAUCCAGACCCUCGCACUGGUMAAAAGCUCUCAGUGUUUGAAGCAAUGAAGAAGGGAAUCGUCGAUAAAAAGACUUGUGUCCAUUUGCUCCAGGCUCAGGAGUCUGCUGGAGGUAUUCUAGAUCCAAACCUCAGUGUAUUCCUCCCAAGASACGCUGCUAUCAAACGUAAUCUUUUAGACCGAGACAUCUGUCGUGAAUUGGACAAGAAUCCUGAGUGCUAUCUUGAUCCAGACACUGAAYGUGACACCAGCUAUGGGACAUUGAAGAAAAAAUGUAAAACAGAGCCUCAAACAUGUCUUCUUCUCUUGCCAGUUGCUGAAGGAAAAGAUCYUUCCAAAUUAAUGUUUGAUGGUGUUCGCAAACCAGUCUCUGCAAAGGAUUUAUUGGAAUGUGGUGCUCUUGACAGACUGACAUUUAACCAGCUGAUUAAAGGACAGAAAACAGAAACAGAGGUGUCUGUGGAUAAAAAGGCCUUUCUAAAAGGAACAGGAUCAAUUGCCGGAGUAGCAGCUGGAUCUUCAGGAAAACUAUCUUUAUCAGAUGCCAAGAAACAGAUGCUGGUGUCUCCAGAAAGUGCAGGUAAACUGCUAGAAGCUCAGGCUGCCACUGGUUACAUCAUUGACCCCACAUCCAAUAAGAAACUKACUGUAGAAGAAGCAUGUGCCAAGGGAGUGGUGGAAAAAUGUGACAAAGAGAAACUUUUAGCAGCUGAAGCUGCUGCUGUUGGUUAUCCAGACCCUCGCACUGGUCAAAAGCUCUCAGUAUUUGAAGCAAUGAAGAAGGGAAUAGUCGACAAAAAGACCUGUGUCAGUUUGCUACAGGCCCAAGAGUCUGCUGGAGGUAUUCUAGAUCCGGAUCUCAGUGUUUUUCUCCCAAGAGACGCUGCUAUUAAACGUAACCUUUUGGACCGAGACAUCUGUCGUGAAUUGGACAAGAAUCCUGAGUGCUAUCUUGAUCCAGACACUGAACGUGACACCAGCUAUGGAACAUUGAAGAAAAAAUGCAAAACAGAGCCUCAAACUUGUCUUCUUCUCUUGCCAAUUGCUGAAGGGAAAGAUCCUUCCAAAUUGAUCUUUGACGGUAUUCGCAAACCAGUCUCUGCAAAGGAUUUAUUGGAAUGUGGUGCUCUUGACAGACUGACAUUUAACCAGCUGAUUAAAGGACAGAAAACAGAUAAAGAGGUGAGUGUGGAUAAAAAGGCCUUCCUAAAGGGAACUGGAUCAAUUGCUGGAGUGGCAGCUGGACCUUCRGGAAAACUAUCUUUAUCAGAUGCCAAGAAACAGAUGGUGGUGUCCUCAGAAAGUGCAGAUAAACUGCUAGAAGCUCAGGCUGCCACUGGUCACAUCAUUGACCCCACAUCYAAYAAGAAACUGACUGUAGAAGAAGCAUGUGCAAAGGGAGUGGUGGAUAAAUGCGACAAAGACAAAUUUUUAGCAGCCGAAGCUGCUGCUGUUGGUUAUCCAGAUCCUCGCACUAGUCAAAAGCUUUCAGUGUUUGAAGCAAUGAAGAAGGGAAUGGUCGACAAAAAGACUUGUGUCAGUUUGCUACAAGCCCAAGAGUCUGCUGGAGGUAUUCUAGAUCCAAAUCUCAGUGUUUUCCUCCCAAGAGACACUGCUAUCAAACGUAACCUUUUGGAUCGAGACAUCUGUCAUGAACUGGACAAGAACCCUGGUUGUUACCUUGAUCCAGACACUGAUCGUGACACAAAUUAUGGAGCAUUAAAGAAAAAGUGCAAGACAGAGCCUCACACAGGUCUGCUUCUUUUGCCAGUUGUUGAAAGGAAAGAUCCUUCCAAAUUGAUGUUUGAUUGUGUUCAAAAGAAGGUGUCAGCACAGCAGCUCCUGGAGUGUGGUGUUCUUGACAAACAAACAUUUAAUAAGCUUUUAAAAGGGCAGAAAACCAUCCAAGAGGUGUCAGUGGAUAAAAAGGUCUAUCUGAAAGGGACUGGACCMAUUUCUGGGGUUGUUGUAGGCCGUCAAGGUAAUAUUUCCUUAUUAGACGCCAAGAAACAGAAGAUCAUAUCCGAUGAAUGUGCAGAUUUACUACUAGAAGCUCAGGCUGCCACAGGUUAUAUCAUUGAUCCUAAAAGUAACCAGAGACUGACAAUACAAGAAGCAUGUAUCAAAGGAGUGCUGGAUUCCAAAGACAAAAAACGAUUGUUGACAGCUGAGUGUGCCACAGUUGGCUUUAAGGACCCUUCUUCGGGCAACCUAAUUUCAGUCUUUGAAGCAAUGAAAAAAGGAAUUGUUGAUGAAAAGACUGGCUUACGUCAUCUGCAGGCCCAGGACUCUGUGGGAGGAAUUUUGGAUCCUAAUCUUGGUGUCUUCCUACCAAAAGACAUGGCUAUUAAGCGCAACCUUUUAGAUGAAAAACUUCUGCUUUCUCUAAAACAGAACCCUACUUGUUACAUCGACCCUGAAACUGAGCAUAAUAUCAGCUAUGGAGCAUUGAAGGCCAGAUGCAACACAAACACUCAAACAAGUCUACACAUUCUACCAGUAUCAACAAAGGUUGACUCCUCCAAAUUACUGUUUGAUGGUGUACGAAYAACAGUCUCAGCUCAGCAGCUGCUUGAUUGUGGAGUUCUGGACAAUCGAGCAUUCAACUAUCUAAUAAGAGGGGAGAAAACUGUCUCAGAAGUUGCUGUUGACAUAAAAGUCUUUCUGAAGGGGACGGGAUCAAUUGCCGGUGUUGCAGCCGGACCUUUAGAAAAAAUGUCUUUCACCGAGGCAAAGAAACAGAAAAUUAUGUCACCUGACAGCACUAAAAUGCUUCUUCUGGCCCAAGCAGCCACAGGCCACAUUAUUGACCCCAGAACUAACCAGAAACUUUCAGUAAAAGAUGCAUGUGCCAGAGGAAUAGUGGAUAAGGAGGAUGAAUCAAUGUUGCUUGCAGCUGAGUCUGCUGCAGUAGGUUUCAAAGAUCCACAYAGUAACAAACUUUUGUCAGCUGGCCAAGCAAUGAAGAAGGGUCUAAUUGACAAAGAAACAGCUCUUCGAGUACUUCAGGCUCAAGAGUCUGUUGGUGGACUUCUGGACCCUACCCUUGGUGUGUUCUUACCAAUAAGCAUUGCAAAGAAUCGGGAUCUCAUUGAUGAGGACCUACAACAAGCCUUGAAGCAGUCUCCUGAGUGUUAUCUGGACCCAGACACCCAACAACCAACUACAUAUAUAUCACUUAAGAAAAGAUGUAAAUCUGAUUUAAGCACUGGUCUUUUGCUUCUCCCUAAACCCAAACAGCCGUUAACUAUACAAGGACUUAGACAACAGGUAUCCAUCACAGAUCUGGUUGAUGCAAAUCUGCUAAGCAAAUCCGAUGUGGACCAACUGAAUGCAGGUAAAUUGACAAGCCAGGACAUCGAAGACCGCCUGCGUUCAUACUUGAGAGGUUCCAAAUGCAUAGCAGGAGUUUAUGACGAGGCCAGUGAUAAAGUGUUGACAAUCUAUCAGGCCAUGAAAAACGGACUGCUGAGAUGCGGCACCACUCUUGAGCUUCUUGAAGCCCAAGCUGCCUCGGGUUUCAUGAUCGAUCCUGUCAAUAAUCUCUAUUUGACUGUUACUGAAGCCUACAAUAAAAGACUUUUUGGGCAAGAAUUUAAGGACAAACUACUGUCAGCAGAAAAGGCUGUAACUGGUUACAAAGUACCUGGAACAAACAAGGUUAUCUCCCUCUUUCAGGCUAUAGAGAGAGGUCUAGUUGAGAAAGGCCAUGGCAUCCGUCUAUUAGAAGCCCAGAUUGCCAGUGGUGGCAUCAUCGAUCCUGAACACAGCCAUCGUAUUGAAGUGAAUGUUGCCUACAAGCGAGGUUACUUUGAUGAAGAAAUGAACAAGAUYCUGACUGAUGAGAGUGAUGAUACCAAAGAUUUCUUUGACCCAAACACAGAGGAGAACCUAACCUACCUGGACCUUAUAAAACGGUGCAUCACAGAUAAGAAGACUGGCCUCACCCUGUUGCCCAUCAUUGACAAGAAAAAACAAGAGUCGACUCAGAAGAAUACACUGAGAAAGAGAAGGGUGAUAAUCGUGGAUCCGGAUACCGGUAAAGAGAUGACGAUACGUGAAGCAUAUGACAAAGAGUACAUUGACUAUGAAACAUACCUGGAGCUGUCGGAGCAGGAGUGUGAGUGGGAAGAGAUCACUAUUACAGCUCCAGAUGGUUCCACACGGUUCAUCAUCACUGACAGACGAUCUGGAAGACAAUAUGACAUCACAGACUUGCUUGAAAAGCGACUUAUUGAAGAAAGAGUUGUGCAGCAGUACCGCUCACGAACAAUCACCCUCACACAGUUUGCAGAUAUACUCACUGAUAGGACCAGAAAUCUACCGCUGUCUUCAUCAAGGAUAACCCCAUCAGAAACCUCAGGCACAUCAACCUUAACAUCGUCUUUAUCUGUAUCAUCAUCCAAAGGAAAACCACCAGAAAUCGCAGGCACAUCAACUGUAACAUCGUCAUCAUCAUCGUCCAAAGUAAUGUCACCAGGAACCUUUGGCACAUCAACUGUAACAUUGUCAUCAUCUAAAAUAAUAACUCCAGAAACCUCAGGCACAUCAUCUGUAACAUCAUCAUCAUCGUCCAAAGUAAUGUCACCAGGAACCUCAGGCACAUCAACUGUAACAUUGUCAUCAUCUAAAAUAAUAACUCCAGAAAACUCAGGCACAUCAUCUGUAACAUCGUCAUCAUCAUCGUCCAAAGUAAUGUCACCAGGAACCUCAGGCACAUCAUCUGUAACAUCGUCAACAUCAAUUUCCAAAACAUCAAGAUCUUCAAGUACGUCUUCAGUGACAAAAUCAUCUUCAAGAACAUUGGAAACCUCUGUUCCUGCAUCACUGGCAUCAUCGUCCUUGUCCUCUUCCACAUCAACAAUUGCGUCAAGACCCUUAACACCUACUUUUACCAAAACAACUACAACCAAAACAACUACUAUCACAGAGCUAAGCUCCACAGCCAGGAAUGUCAAUGUUCCAGGGUCUUCUGACUCCCUUAAGCAGAUGUCCAGUGUGUCCAUCGCUUUGUCCUCUCCUCUCGACGCAGUGGGUGAAGUUGAACCAGUGGGAGCCAUUUUUGAUACCGACACUUUAGAGAAGAUUUCCAUCACAGAGGCUUYAAAUCGUGGUCUAGUGGAUUCUAUCACUGCCCAGAGAUUGCUUGAGGCCCAAGCUUGCACUGGAGGAAUAAUCAAUCCCACAAACGGCCAAAGACUUAGUACCCAAGAGGCUUCCCGCCUGGGCAUAAUAACUGAAGCCAUGGCCAACAAUCUCAAGCCUGCCCAAAAAGCUUACAAUGGUUUUGAGGAUGUAAAAACCAAGAGGAAGAUGUCUGUGGCCGAAGCCAUGAGGGAAAUGUGGCUCCCGUAUGACGCAGGGCAGAGAUUCAUGGAGUUUCAGGCUGUAACAGGUGGACUCUAUGACCCAGAUAAAGGUUGUAGAAAGAGCAUAGAGGAUUCUCUAAAAAUGGGCUGGCUGGAUGCGAGAACGGCACUGAAGCUCCAAGAUGUCAACCACCACACAAAAAUCCUGACGUGUCCCAAAAGCAAACUGAAAAUCUCUUACAAAGAGGCCCUAGAUAACUGCCUGGUAGAAGGAGACACUGGGUUGAGAAUGCUCCAAGCAUCAUCUGUGUCCUCCAGAGGGAUUAGUAGUCCAUAUAAUGUGUCUUCAGCACCCGGAUCCUCCUCAGGUUCUAGGAGUGGCUCACAACGGGGCUCCCGCAGAGGCAGCCUGGAUCUGGGCUCCCCACUAACUCAACACUACAGUUUUAGCAGCUACACCACCUCCUUUUCUUCGACCAAAUAAACCUGAAAAAGACGUGCUUGAACUGUUCUUACAUCUCGGUUUGAUUUACAACAAUAAUCCUGAUGUGCAGAAAUGUUCUCUUUGUGUGCUCACAGAGAAAUUACUUUUAUUUCACUUUUAUCUUCUUAGAUGUGUGCUUUGGUGUUUCUGUCCUUUAAGAGGUGUAGUCAUGAUGAAGAUAUUUUUUACAACAAUUAAAAUAGUAUUAAAGCCACAACAAGGUAUUUGGAUUAGUAAUAAAUAUUUUUCAGUGUUCUUCAAUUAGGCUUGAAAUUGCAAUUUUUCUUAUUUGCAUAUAGUGUUUCACAAAAGUUUUAUCCAAAGUGUCAUUAAAUGCUCUUUACAAUUUGAUCUGGAUAACACAAAGCUCUUGUUUUUAUUCGUUUUAUGAUAUCUGUGUUUGUUUUCUGGGAUAAAAGAUAGUAAUUUUGGUGAUUUUAUUGGCUUCGUGUCUUUUAAAGUUUUUUUUUCUGGUAUAGGCUUAUGGUUUGUAAUGGUUUUUCAUCAAUAAAGUGAUUUUCCUCUUUA